ACCCGGCGCGAUCCGUGAUGUAAACGAUGCACAUGCCAAUAGUGCUCGCGUUAGUGGCGAUCCAGUGUACACUCUGCCUUAGUAUCCAAGUGCCCGUGGACUGGACCGACAGUGAAGUGAAUACAAGCGAACAGUUGAAAAACACGGUCAAACAUGAACAAAAACACACACCGAACGAAUACUUCCAGUACCCGGCGAUAAAACCACAAUUCGCUAUCGACAUAGCCAAAACUCAUGGUGUUCAAUCCCCUGAAAAACUCUUUAAACCACACCCUAUUCAACCCCAUACGGGCUUACCAAAACCACAGCUAGGACAUCGAAUUCACCCGGAAAAGAUUAUUGCUCAACCUUACCGAGGAUUUGUUCAAAAUGAAGGUGGUUCAAAUUACGCAAAACCAGCCACCACAUCGUUUGAAGUUUACCACCCCUACAAAUCAGAAGAACCAGCUUUACAACAGUUAUAUAAGGAUCCAAAUCUUGAUAAAAUAAGGAAUGACUUACGAGAUAGUAAUCAGAAAUUUCAGAAGUAUCAAAACGAGGCGGGAAAACCAGAUGUCACAAAAGAUGAGUACUUAGAACGUCCAGAAGAAAUUGAUCGCAGAAAACUCCCACAAAAAAAUAUACCAACGCAAUUUGAAAUACAUAGACCUGAGCGUCGACCAGUAUAUUAUAGGUAUCCACCGAAACAGAACUUCAGAGAGCACCUCGUAAGCCAAAAACUAAGACAUCCGUGGAAUCAAAAUAUCGCCAAAGUUACACCAAUUCACUAUCGUCCAAUCAAGAACCAUUUGCAUGGAUUAAGACAACAACAUGCAUUAAAAUUCGACGAUGAACGUAAUGAAUAUCCUCAAUUACCUCCAAAGGAUGACGAGGAAGAAUCAGAGGGUUAUGAUAUAUUCCAGAAAGGUAAAGCAAGAUUUGUGCAACUAAGAAAUAACGUUGAUGAUUCAAUUAACAAAGUUCUACAAGAAAAUAGACCUUACGAUGAUCAAAAGCUUGAACUGCAGCAAAAAGAAGAAGAAGAUGACCACUCGUCCAGUGAAGUUCCAGAUGAAGAAGAUUUUGUUCUUGUCAAAAAUUAUGCUCAAGUCAGAAAAACUGAAGUAACCAAACACCUUCCCAGAGAAGCUGCACUUGAAGAUGCCGAGAGCUUUGAAGAAAUUCUAAAUGCACCGCGGUUAAGAGAAGCUAUAAAGAGUAAAAAAGCACAAAUUGUAUAUUCUGAAGAAGGGUAUGAAGAUACAGGUUACGAUCAUGCUGGGGAACAGAAACAUGCAUCAGAAAACGAAAAACAUGGUGGAUUUUUAAAGCAAGAUGCAGUCAGUAAAGGCAAAUAUAAAACACCAACUUUAAAUAUUAAACAUGGAAGUAAAAAAGGCUCAAAGCAUGGCAAUGAAAUCGAACACGAUGAAAAAUGGAACGAUGAUAUUAAAGAAAAUGAAGAAGAAGACGAUUCUGAUUACUACGAAUCUGAAGAAGGAACUUCUGACGUUAAUGAUAUAACAGAAGAAAGUGAUGAAAAUAGCCGAAACAAACGUAACAGUGAAGACAUUAUUAAGCCAGAAAGUGAAAAGACUGAUCUUAGUAGUAAAUCUGUUGCCCAUUCAAACCUUCCAAGUAAAAGACGAGAUUUAUCUCAUCACGAUUUGAACAAACGCGAAACAUUGCCAAAAACUUCUGAUGAGAAAACAAUACAAAAAGCAGCAUUCGAUAGUAAAAUAAAGUGGAAAUAUCCGUAUUACUUCCAAAAUCUUAAGCUUCUUAGUAAAAAUUCUCCAAUUCGUUAUGCUGAAAACUUUGAACUUAUUCCUAAAAAGUCCAAUGGAGGCUCUGAGUUUUAUGACUCAAGAUCUAAGCUUGAAUGCCCGGAAGUUGAAGAUGAUGUUGAUGCAUUACCUGAAAAAUUGAAAAAAGAUGGCCACCCCGAUGAAAGCAUUGAAAAUUUAAGUGAGGAAGCAAAAGAUAAAGCAAAAUUCAGUACUUUGGAAAAUAAACAAAGACUAAAAGGACUUGGCGAUAAAAUCGAUUGUUUUAAGGCUAAAUAUUUUGGGGAGAACCCAUUAGAUAGUCCCUUUUUUGAAGAAGAUAUCAUUGAAAGUCCAGAACCAGUGACUAAACCAAGUUUAAAAGUAUUUAAUAUACAAGUGGAAAAACUCACUAAAGACGAAUUACUAACACAAAGCUCAGAUAUAUUUAAUGUUCUCGACAAGUUACGUAAAAACCAAACUUAUUCGUCUACUCCAAGUGUAACAUUUAUCAUAGACAAAACUAAAGACCACUUUCAAAAUAGAACUGAAAUUAGUUCAAACGUUCAAAAUUUAACAUCUGAAUUACCCAAUUUAAACAAUUUAACAGUCACCCAUGUUCGCAAUAAAAGAGCGACACCUUUUACAUACGAACCUUAUAAGAUAAUAAGAGAUAGUCAAGUGCCAGACUCUAAGAAAACUACAACUUCAAGCAAUGUUAGCCCUUUGAUCAAGCAGCUACAGUCUAGUAGAGUGAUUGAUAAAGUUACGAACCAGGAUAAUAACCAAGCUUUAAAGAAGACUAAUACAAAAGUUUACAAAAAUAUCGGUAAAGGUGACAGGCAAGAAAAUCGCAAUGAGAGUAGUAAUGAUAAUUUUGUUCCUAAUUUUGUCGAUGUGAACUCUGACUUGCGCCGAGGAGAGCCUAAAUAUGAAAUAAGACCUGCUAAUCAUAAACCUCAAUAUUCUCCAGUAGAAAAUAAAAAAGCUAUAUCCCUCGUUGAUUAUAAAGCAAAAACUGCAAAUAUAGAAACUACGACCCAAACUCAACUUAAAAGAUCUAAAAGACGUAAACCAACAAUGAGGCCUUAUUUUGACGUUUCACAAUUUCUACCAAAAAGUAUAGAUACUCAUACUGCUGCAUCUAACACAGUACGAAGAAUUAUUCGAACAACUACGGUGGUCCCAACAACAGAACGUGAAAAACGACAUAAAUUUAGACAAAGUAAUAGUAGUGAAAAAGAAUACGAUGAAUAUAAUGACAAAGAGGAAGAUAAAGUAAAAACAACAACUACAGUUAAGCCAGUGGUAAAGAAAAGGAGUAGAGGAACGACAACAACCCCAAAACCAGCUGAAAUUGAGGAUGAUACUGAGUCACCUAAACUACGCCUUGUUACUAGAUUUCGUGACUAUGACCCAGACAAGAAAAUUGUAACACGCUAUGAUACUACCGACAAUCCUUUAAUUACAUUUGACAAUGAGCGCAGUUCUCCUAAAUACACGGAAAAGAAGAAAAAAUCUACUAAAAGCACAUUAGUGACAGAUACAAAGAGUUAUGGAGAAGGAGAUGACGGUGAUAUGAGAAAAGAAGAAGUUGAUAGUUUGAUUGGUGUUAAACAUGAUACAGAGGAAUAUAUACCACUAUAUGAAAGGGUAGUAAAUAAAAUUAAUCGCAUGAAAAAUGAGGAUUUGGAUAAAAAAAGAGAGCAAAGUUACGAUAGUGAUGUUAACAUUUAUGGUGACAAUACUAGUGAAGAUAAUUUUCAUUUUCCUAAUGAAGACGACGAAGAGGAUAACGAAGACGACGACGAUGAUGAUGAUGAUACUAAUGAUAAUGUCGAAAAUGAGGAUGAAGAAGACGAAGAUGAAGAAAAAGAGGAAGAAGAGACCGAAAGUGACACAGAAGAGAAAGAAAGCCAUUUAGAGGUUACAACUUCGGAACCUACUAAAAGGACAUUAGCUAAAACUACUGAAGCUCCAGCCACAACAACUGAAUCACGUAGUGCUAAAUUGCAAUUAAAGCCAAUCAUAUCAAAAAAGAAAGUUGAAAUACACAAAGAAUUACCAGUCAAUAAAUCAUCACCACAUGUAACUCAAUUCAAACAGGACAUUAAAGAAAUUGAAAUAGUUAAAGAGUUGACACCAAAACCCAAAAAGAAAAGUAGUAGCAAGAAUGUAGAAGCUUUAGACUUAUUCAGAGAUGAAAACUUAGCUGAAGAAGUAAAUAAACUAGGUGAUGUUGAAGUUUUUAGAGAAAACUUGGACUUGAACUCGGGACCGAAACACGGUGGAAAUUACAGAAGUAUCACAACUGAAGAAUUAGAAAAGGAAAGCCGCGAUGUAAAUGGUAAAGGUGACGUUGAAACCUCACAGACUGAAACAAAAAAGUUCAUCGAAGUAAAUAAACAAAUACCGUCAAGGAGACGUGGUACUAAUACUAGUAGAAGUAGUCCACAAGGAAAAGGCAGUGAAAGAAGUGCCAAAUUUGUUGAACUACGGGACCCCUACGAUCCGAAGCCACGCUUGCAUGGUGGAAACUUAAAAUUACCACAGAGUAGAAAUUCAAGACGUAAUAGCAAGAGUGAAAGGUAUGUUGAAAUUGACGAUGAUGAUGAUGAAGAAGAGGAUCCGUCAAACUUGCACGGUGGCAAUUUAAAACCGUAUGGAACUGGUAGAAAUUUUGGUCGGCGCAUGCAUGGUGGGAACUAUAGAAGUGCCAAACUUGUCAAAGCCGAUGAAAGUGAAGAACAACCAGCUCAAACUCGCACCAAAUCUAAGGACAGGGGUAACGCAGCAGCUUUACUUAAUGGCUAUGCGCGUGCUGUACCCGUUCUCACCACCACUCCGGUAUAUAUUUUAGACCCUAGCAAACGUAUGUACUACUACGUCGAUGCCUAAAACAGAUUAGUAUUUAUGUCAAUCAAUCCUGGUGACGAGUCGCCAGUUUUUGAAGCAUGCUCGGAGGUGUCAAAAGGUGAUAUUUAGUCUGUGUCGAUACGCGUAUGUGUCACACAAACGUAUGAAUUUGGUCUUCACUUUUUGUAUGAGCUUUGCCUAUCCGGAGUUUUAUAAUAUCUUUGAUUUAAAUCUGUAAAUAGACUUUAAGGAGUAGAAACUAGAAAGUGCCACAAACUAACUUCAUUUCGCUUUCGCGACUAACUGUGAAAGCGUAUUAUUUUAUAAUGAAAGGUUAAAAUGUGUCAACUUUUUUUUA
Maniola jurtina (meadow brown) is the source of this 4959-nucleotide messenger RNA. Its product is annotated as MATH and LRR domain-containing protein PFE0570w-like. The transcript has a single exon. Bases 27 to 4643 code for a protein of 1538 amino acids. The record is from RefSeq and is a predicted model, not a curated record. Lineage: Eukaryota; Metazoa; Arthropoda; Insecta; Lepidoptera; Nymphalidae.